AUAAUGAAACGAGAGAGCAAAUAUUGUUUGGUUACUAACGAUCUCAUUACUUAUGGUGGCUGUACUGCAAAUCGUGUUUAUUACUAACUUCAGUUGUAGGUGGAACUAGUAUAUCUCUUAGUUAUAUUUACGUACCCAAAUUGCACAACUUUCUUUUCAAUCAGUAGUAAACUAUUUAUUUCAUAUAUAACAAUGUCAAAAAUGAUCGACAGAGACCGAUUUCCUAAUUAUCAAACUUAUAAAUUAGUAAUAGUCGGUGGUGGAGGUGUAGGAAAAUCUGCUAUAACUCUGCAGUUUAUCCAGAGUUAUUUUGUAACAGACUAUGAUCCUACUAUUGAAGAUUCUUAUACAAAGCAAUGUGUCAUAGAUGAUAUACCAGCCAAACUUGACAUUUUGGAUACUGCGGGUCAAGAGGAAUUUAGUGCAAUGAGGGAACAGUACAUGAGAUCGGGAGAGGGAUUUUUACUCGUAUUUUCAGUGACCGAAAGAUCUAGUUUUGAUGAAAUUUUCAAAUUUCAUAAGCAGAUAUUACGAGUUAAAGAUAGAGAUGAAUUUCCUAUGCUUAUGGUGGGCAAUAAGGUCGAUCUUGAACACCAAAGGGUUGUUUGGCAGGAAGAAGCCCAACAACUUGCUAGACAACUAAAAAUUCCUUAUAUCGAAUGUAGUGCGAAAAUGCGAAUGAAUGUCGAUAAUGCUUUUUACGAAUUAGUAAGAGUAGUUAGAAAAUUUCAGUUAUCAGAACGACCACCUUUAAAACCAAAUUACAUUAAGCGAAAUAAAAAGAAGUGUUGCCUCAUUUAAUUGCAUCACUAUAUUUAAUUUUGUCAUCACAUUUUAAAUUUGAUUUUAUACAAGGAUUACAAUUUUCAUCACAAUUUUAUAGGAGACAUAGGCAAAAAGUCAAAAAACAUACCAAAACAUGUUUGUUUUAGAAUAAGUGAUUUUAUUUUGUAGGUCAGUCAAAAUAUUUAUUUCUUUAUGAAAUAAAGUUUUUUGAAAUUUUGGCAGUAAAUUAUAGAAUGUAUAUAAACUACAAAAUACCAAUAUGCCUAUCAAUAUUGAUUGGCAAUAUAAGCAAUUACUCACUUAGUUUGUUAUCAUACAACUGAGUUAUUGUAAUUAUGGUUAGUUCCAAAUCAUAUUUUAUUUACUACUAUUUAAAGUUAUGAUUGUAUGUGAUAAUUGGAGAAAGAAUGAUUAAGAAAUACCAUGGGAGUAGAUUUCUCACAUAUUAUUCGGGAAUCAAAAUAGUUGUAGAUAAAAUAUUUUAUGUGCAUGAUAUAUUGUAUUACAUUGCCAAGUUUAUUGAUUGAUCUUGUAACUGCAAUACUGGAUGGUUUAAAUAAUACUACAUUUUCCUUAAUCAAAUCAAAUAUUUAUUAAAAAAUUCAUUUUUGGAAAUUAGUUAAAUCUUUUUAGCAAUCUGUUAUUUUUAAUGUCAGACGUAGUUUUCUUCUUUUUAAUGAAGUUGACAUUGAAUUAAUUGAAUUGAAUGCCGUGGUUUGAUAGCAAUAAAUUGGCUGCUUUACAUUUGAACUAAAAACUUAUGCAUAUUAUUUUUUUUUAAUAUGAAAACGAUAUCAAUAAUUAUUUAUCAGUACUGAUUACAUAUUUGUCCUAAAAUAGAAAUAUCAAACUGGUAAUAGAUAAACUUAUGAAGAAAUUAAGUCAUAGUCUAAGUCAUUGAUUCACUACAUAUAAAGGGCCGAUGGUCGAAAAUAUGUUUUUAAAAAAAUUUAUUAAACACAAAAUUACAAUAAUUUUAUAGAGUUGAAUGAACAAAGUUAAUUUCACAAGUGAAUUAGCUAUAAUUCCUUCAUUGAAUGAACUAAAUUCAUUAAAAAGUUAUUUACAACAUUCCUAUUUAUAAUAAAAUAAAUGCUGAUAUUUGAUCCUAUUGCAUUUUAUUUAAAGAAUCUUCUGGAAUUUUCUCCAUGUAACUAGUGAUUAGUAUUUUGAUUAAUAUAUUGAAAGUGCAUCAACUUUGUUUGAUAUUUUCAUUAUUUCUAUCUUUUGUAUGUUUAUCUGCAGUCCAUAUUGUUUCAUUUCAUUACUCCACUUCUGUAUUCUAUUUUGUAGCUCUUCUUUUGGGUUAGCGAAUAUUAGUAGGUCAUCCUCAUAUAUUAGUUCGUUAUUGUAGAUUGGUCUCAAUAUGUUGUACCCUAUGUGUCUUUCUUACCUUCUUUGUUCACUUCUUUAGCAAUUACAUCCAUGACUAUAAGAAAAUAGAACAGGCUUAGAACGCCUCCUUGUCUCACUCCUCUAUAAGCUACAAAACUAACUUGUCGUAUUCCCGCCAUCUCUCACAACAUUACAAGCCACAUACUGAUAAAAUAAUCAUUUAGUGCAAAUAAUAAAUUAGAUAUAAUGAGUUUACCGACAUAUAGAAUAUUUAUCGUGGUCUACAUAUGUGCAUGGUACUCUAAUGUUCAGAAACUAUAUAUAUAUAU
Molecule: messenger RNA, 2450 nt
Organism: Diorhabda sublineata
Lineage: Eukaryota; Metazoa; Arthropoda; Insecta; Coleoptera; Chrysomelidae
Gene: Ras64B
Product: ras-like protein 2
Exons: 4
Coding region: 193-801 (202 amino acids)
Biological process (GO): signal transduction
Cellular component (GO): plasma membrane
Molecular function (GO): GTP binding; GTPase activity; GDP binding
Source: RefSeq, a predicted model, not a curated record